AGCUUCUAUAAAUGCAUUUCCUUUUUUACUCAGGGGUUCUAUUCUUUCAUUUCACUUCAGUUCUUUGUCGGUGCGAAGGGAAGGCGUCGUUACAAAGGCCACUUAAAUAGCCUCCUCUGAGGCUGAUCCCGGAGUCGUAGGCCAUUUUUUUGUGUCGCUUAGACCACAGCCAGCCGCCAUGACGUUCGCCAUCGUCGCCGUGCUGCUGGGAUCUCUCGGCGGUGGCGGAGAAAGCCCCGUGCAGUACCAUCCCAUGCUCAGAUGCGAUACUGACCACACUGCCGAGAUAAUGCGUGUGACAACAAAGGAUGCUGUGGUGAACUCGACUAUGAAGGCGAAGAUUAAGCUGCGCGUCUACGAUGCAAUUCUCAAGGAUCUCAAACUGAGAUUGGCUUUGUUCACGCCGGAGGGCCACAUCGUGCCAUGCAUUGACGGCUUCGGAAGCUGCGUGUACGACCUCUGCAAGGCGAACAAGAACACGACAUUGCUUUUGGGCAACGGAACAGAGCCCAAUAACAAUGCCCAGUGCCCCGUGCCCCCGGGUACAUACUACCGCACGCUGGAAUUCAAGCUGUCGCCGAAGCUCACCAAACACAUUGGCAACGGGGAACUUCUCGGCACUAUGCAACUCGAGAGCGGAAGCAAGGUGGUCGCAUGCCACGCCUAUUUCAUGGUGCUCUACUCUACGAAGCCCAAAGCGAAGGAAUGGUACUAGACGGCGCUGCCAGCGAAACUUGCCACAUAGCCCCACCAGAAUGGUCCACCGCUACGCAACUCAAUAAAUUGA
Messenger RNA from Rhipicephalus sanguineus (brown dog tick), 787 nucleotides. RefSeq lists its product as uncharacterized. Lineage: Eukaryota; Metazoa; Arthropoda; Arachnida; Ixodida; Ixodidae. The coding region runs from base 179 to 715 and encodes 178 amino acids. The record is from RefSeq and is a predicted model, not a curated record. Gene Ontology annotation, biological process: ganglioside catabolic process; lipid transport. The transcript has 4 exons. Gene Ontology annotation, molecular function: lipid carrier activity; enzyme activator activity. Gene Ontology annotation, cellular component: cytoplasmic side of plasma membrane.